AUGUCUUUCCUUCAUGGAGUUCUCAGUGGAGUGAAGGAUGAUGAUAACGUUACAACUUAUGAUACUAAAAAGCUUUUUAAUGAUCUUCCUUCUUCAAUCAGCAAGUUGAUGCAUAAAGGUUCUAAUGAUUUUCAGACAGCCAUCACACAAGUCUCCGCGGCGCUGCAGGCGUGGAGCGGUGAGCUCGAAGGGCGAACCGGGGGACUUAAUAAAGCACUUAAUACGUUACUCACCGAUAGAUUUAAUGAUUUUAAUAGCGCACUUUUUUCACUUAAUAAGCUUAAGCCGGAACAACUAGACAAGGUUCCCGCUAGGCUUGGUGACUGCUUCAAGCAGGCCGGGGAACUGUCUAAGGCGUUCGAUGAGGCCGAAAAAGCUCACACUAAACUAGACAUAAACUUACAUAAUAAGUUGAAUAGUAGCAUGAAUUCCAUAAAAGUGAGUGUACGUGCAUUUGUGGCGGGUGCUAGUAAUAGUGAGUUGAGGGCCGUCGUCGAGACGGCAGCAACAAGGUUGAACAAACUGAAACUAGAUGUGAAUAUAGAAAUUAAGAAGCGUGUUGAUCAUAUGGGUGGCAGAAUAAGUUAUGAAUUUCAAGAACAAAUUCGCAAGCCGAUUAAUGAGAUUAAUACCGACCUAAAGGCCCACAUGGAGCUGUUAAAUGAUUGGAUUCAGAAGGCAGCUGAUGUUGUUCAGAAGGGUAUUGAGAAGUGUGAGGAGAUACUUAAGAGGGUUGAUAAAAAGGACCAUCGCUCCAUUACAAAUUCGGCGAAUAAGUUAAAAGAGAAGGCUAGGGCCCUCUUGGCGGCUUACAGCACGGCGCAUCAGAGGGUCAGGGAGUUGGUCAAUAUUACGGUUCCAGCCGCGCUGCAAGAGUUGGAAGGUGAGAUGACAAGAGAUCUGUUGAGUUUACAACAAAGCAUAGCAAGCGAAUUAAAGGCACAUGCUAAGAGUAUUCUUGGUACUGUUAAGUAUGACGUGGAGAAUAUUCUUAAUGGUGAUCCGCCAAACCAAGGUAAAGGUUUGAAGGGGAUUGAAAGUGCGGUGAAGGCGUACGCGGAGAAGUUUGGCAGUGAGCAAUUUGAUGGUACCAUGCAGCGAUGGGUUGGAGAGAUAUUGAAAGAGAAUGAGCUGAGUGGCAGGCUUAAUACGUAUGUUCAGGAUAACCCAGUGAAGCAGGGUGUUAAGUUUAUUAAGCACAAUAGAGAUACAGGCAAGUUUCAAAUUGAGGAAGAAGGAAUCGCGAUGGUUGCACGUGUUAUUAAGGAUAAAAUUAUAGUACAGCUUAAAGGUGGCGAAUUUCAGGAAGCUCAGCAGAAAAUUGACCAAUUAGCAAAGGAUGAUUCCAAUGAGAAGAUUAAAGGAUAUGUCGACAGUGUGAAAACCAUUUGCCAGAAGUUUUCUGAGAAGGUUGCAGAGAAUUUUCCUGGAAACGUUCGACAGAUUGCAAGUGACAUUAAAAGGGAUUUGUUCAAUAACAAGAUUAAAAGGCCUGAUCCAGAUCAUCUCACUUGGGCCGUUGAACGGAUCCUCGAAAAACUUGUUAUUACUGGCAAGGAGGCUGCCAGGCAACUCCAGUCCCUGCUCCUUAACCCCCAACUAGUAGGCAACGCCGGAGAUUUCACAAUCGCGAAAGAAUUGGAUAAAGUCGCUGAGAAAACCAGGAAGCUGCACAAAAAUCUCGGAGAUGCCGCUCCUAGAGAUGGAGAUUCCAGUGGUAAGUUUAGCGCACUAGUUGAUGGGGUUGCGACGGAAGUAAAAAGAACUAUUCCCGACAAAAUACUCCUUGAUACACAGAUGCAGAAUUAUAAAAGAAAGACUGCUGAAAACGCAGACAGUCAAUACAGAACUCUGCUAAAAAAGCAUAUCCCCGAGGUGCUAAAUGCUUUCAAAGACAAUGUCGACAGUGAAGGCAACGGCGUCGUCAGUAAAACAAUAAGUAAUGUUCAACAACGAUUCGACACAAUAUCGAAAGAGCUAGCAGAAAUCACUAGCAUGUUUAAUGCGAAUAAUACGGGAGGAUUCCGUGAAUCUGACAACAAAGGCGUGAAGACGCUUCUGAUAGAGCUGCGAAAGGGACUUGGUAAUGGUGAAGGCACCUGGCGUACCGCAAAAAAUGGCCUCACCGAAAUCAAAGGCCGCCUUGCGCAUCUUCAAAAUACUACAUUGACGACGCUUCUUCAAGCAGCUAAAAACUUUUACACCGACGUCAUCCAAGCUGAAGCCACUAAAACUACCGCCGACAUCGAAGCCUACGUAAUCCAAGAAGUUAAGGAGACAACGGAGGAAAUUCAGAAAAAAACGCAACAUGAUUAUUACCAGAAGAUCAGCCGAAUGUUCAAGGAGGUGCAUCACAAUGUUGAAAUUGAAAUUGGUAACAUAAACAUCGCCAUAAAGGAAGACCUCAAUGCCGGCCCCAAAGGCCUCUUAAGGCGCAUGAGAGGCGGUUUAGAGGCAUCGGGUUCUCCAAAUUCGGCACCUAACAAGCUCAAGGAAUUAAAACUCGAAGAUGUCAAGGAACCUAAAAAACAGGUGAAAACCGCAGCGCAGCCUUUUAUUAGGGAAGACAACGACAUGUCCUAUGCAGUCAACAAAAUCCACGACCAUCUCACGAAAUUACUCACUCACCUUAACAAUAACGAAAACCGUAAAUACAAUUUCGACCAUGAAUUUCUUGGAUUAAAUGAUUCACUCACCAACGCACUUAAGAUUUUCACCCCUGCCAAGCUCUCUGGUAUUUUCAAUGCCCCGUUGAUUGACGCCUUGAGAGCCGGGCUGACAGAGUUCUGCGCGCAGCUUGGCCAUGCGUACGUCAACAAGUAUUCCGGCGAAGACUGGAAGAAGAAUCACGCAGACAAGUACGCUAAAAUAAUGCUUACCUCAACGUCGACGCUUUAUGAGGAACUUUAUCACUUGUUCUACAACUCAUCUAAAAAUUGGCGUCAACUUAAGAUUGACGGCCCUGAGAAAAGUAACGCUCUCAGAGAAUAUAUAGAGGAUCAAGGCUUCAGGACCGACAACCUUAUCAAUAAAUACAACAGCGGUGAGCAAGUUGCCGAGAAAUUGAAAUCAGCGUUCAACCAUCAAGUUGAUUUCCAGACGAAUCCCGAAACCAAUGACACCGGUCAUAACACUCUAGCCAGGUACCUAUAUUGGAUAAGACAGAGUAAGGGCCCCGUCUCUUUGCUCUACUGGAACUUAGCCACAUACUUUAAGACAUGUCACAUUAGAAUUCCCGCCAAAACAAUAUACCCCUGCACUAUUAGAGACAUGCUCGGCUGGCUAUGUGGCCUCCCUUACACAGCUGUAUAUAAGAACAUUCAGACGCACUGUGAUACAUUGUUAACGAACGAUGCCACAUACCAGUCUGAUACAGUUCUACUUCCAAUUCUUAGAUCCAACAUACGUAACAGCCUAGCUCCUACCUGCCAAUUUGGAUAUCAAAUUCUCACCGCCAUCUCCGGUAACGGCCGUGGCUUCGAAGAGGCUGACUAUCCAUACGCUUGCAACUUCUGCGACAACUCGCGUAAUUUUUACUAUCCUCAGAAUGUAUCCGAACUCUUUGAUAUGUUAAAAGAUAUAUGUACGCGUGUUUUGUCUUCACUUUGUUUUUUGAGUUCACGUUGUAAAUACACCGUAGCCGAUGGCAACGGUUGGCGUGACUGCCAAUACGGCGGCAAAGUUUCCGGUUACCAGUGGGACUGCAAGAAGUCAGUCGACAAACCUAUGUGCCAGGCAAAUGGUCAACCAAAGUGCCAGGCAAAUGGUCAGCCAACGUGCCAACCAAACACCAAACCAAAUUGCCAACCAAAAUCACCGCUGCAAGCUCACCUAACUGACAGUUUGCCUGGCCACUUGCCGCACAAACUAUCCUCUGUUGGCUGCACAUCCAAGUGUUCGACAUGCCCUAAGCAGUCACCUGGCAUGAUAUGUUUGACGCCUAUGGGCUUCUGGGAUCUGGCUCACGCCGGAUCCAAAAAGGGCACGGGCAAAGAUAUAUGCAACGUGCUUUCCGAAUUUUGCGGUAAUGCAGACUCGCCGUUGCCCACGCUGCUAAACUCUUUGAUGCAAGUAUCACCGACGCCGCCUAAAUCUCUGGCAGAUCAAUUCUCAUUCUUCACAAGCUUCUUCAGACAGUGGUCAUCUGGCAGGUUUUCUACCAGCGACAGAUUGGUGAACCAUAUGAAUACGAAAAUAAUUCCUGCAAUGUCCAUGAAGCUGUAUGCCGAUGAAGCCACAAAUUUCACUAACCAAUUAAAAUCAUUAUCUGGUCCAACGUCUGAUCACCCUGUAACGAAAACUGACAAGUCCACUCACUGUGACUUGUAUAGCCUCUGCACGCACACCGAAGUCGCUUCACAGAUAAAGUGUAAUGAAGUCAAUUCCCAGUGCGCUCCCUAUCUCAAACCUCUCUGUGCUGAUGCCUAUCACACAUAUGCUACAAAGCACGCAAACCUUUAUCUGUCAUGGCUUACAUAUUUGCCCUUCGAUUUCUACAAUCUUCUAAAAUCACUGUUUGAGGCCUUCUGCAAUAUCGAUUGCAAAUCCGGUGGGUGCUCGGCAUGUAAUUGCGCAGUAGGAAAACAUGGACUCCAAUUUCAGUGUACCUGCAAGAGUUAUGUGCAGUGCCAUGGCGUAAGCAUGAUACUAAACAACUAUGGAUUCACAUUUGGAAAUUCCAAAACUCUUAUGGCGAAUCCAGACAGAAGGUUCUGCCAUAAUUUCUAUUAUCAACUUAAAAAGGUCAUCGAGUCAAACCAUUUCAAAACACUAUUGGGGAAAUGCGAUGACAUCCUCUACUACAUAAGAUCACCGUUCAUGAAUACGUUGUUAGCCCUCUGGUCGCUGUCGCUCCUGUACCUGCUGCACAUCGCCGUCGUCCGCCUCGACGUCCUGAGGAUACGCUCCCACCUGAGAUCACCAGCAUCGCACCGCAUCGCCGCACAGUCGCUGCUCGCCGCCGCACGCGUCAAGGCACUCGCCAACGUCAAGUACUUCUCACCAUAA
Messenger RNA from Babesia ovata, 5007 nucleotides. RefSeq lists its product as uncharacterized. The coding region runs from base 1 to 5007 and encodes 1668 amino acids. The transcript is spliced from 2 exons. Lineage: Eukaryota; Apicomplexa; Aconoidasida; Piroplasmida; Babesiidae. The record is from RefSeq and is a predicted model, not a curated record.